AUGUGGGUUCACAACACUCGGCCCGGCGCUGUCUUCGAAGCGCAAGAGACAUACUCGAAUCGAGAACAAAUCAUAUCGUCUUUCUUAACCAGGACUCUCAGUGGAUCGUCUGACGCAUUGACUCGAUCUGAUUAUAUACAACACAUCAAGCAGACGCCCGCGCCGCUAAGUGUGCACGGUGUCCUAGCCCAUGCAGACAUCGGUAGAGACCGGCCUCAGUGCGAGAAAGAUGGGAGAGUUAUUGAAAGUAGACAAUCAUCGCCGGAAGACAAGAGUCAUCGGACAAAAAAAAGAAAAGAAAAGAAAAGAACCAAUGCCAUCUCUGCCAAUUAUAGCAAAAAUGCAACCCAAGUCGAUGCCAUGCAAACAUUCUUUUUUUUCGCCACAUUAGCACCCUGCGCUGAAGAAGUUUCCGUCGUGUUGUUCACGGUAAACGCGUGGGAGGAUCGCAUCGAUUUCUCGCAGUCGAGCAGUGUCACCGGGCUUGACGUUGGAACGGUUGAUCUGCCAUCGUCGUACGGCGGCUACACGAAGGUAGAGCUUGUGUGCUUGGAAUCGACGGGCGAUCGCGUCGAGAAUACUCUGAGAACGAAUGGAAAAGGUCAGCAACGGGUGUGGAAGAAUAAGAAAAGGGCCCAGUUGGCGGCCAGAAGACGUUGGGCGGCUGCAAGACUCUCCUGGAGCACCCGAACAGUACACAAAACAAAAGCACAACAUAACACAAAUACGAGGAAAGAUCAAAGGAAAGGAGUGGCUCGUCAAUUGGGUUACGCUUCUUUUCUUCUUCUACGCCGUGGACAACGGGAUACUCCUCUUAAGCUUAUGUAUGUUUUGAUGGAAACAGCUCCUCAAGGUCGCUCCCAUUGCAGACAGGUUAAUUGGCACACUAUCCAGACGUGGCUGGCUGCGCCAAUGGAUAUUGCACAUUGCAUACUAAGGGGAUCAACGGCAGGAGGAAACAAUCAGAUCUCGAGACGUGCCAGUGGAUCUCAGAAUACCAAGCUUGGGCAUUGGUCCCUGCGACAGGUACAUCGCGAAAACCAUGCCGUUGGAAAGCCGGGGCAGGCCCAGCAGACAACUAGAAAGGCACGGAAGGCUAAUUGGCAGCAUAUCGGUCCAUGA
Messenger RNA from Rasamsonia emersonii CBS 393.64, 1122 nucleotides. RefSeq lists its product as uncharacterized. The record is from RefSeq and is a predicted model, not a curated record. Lineage: Eukaryota; Fungi; Ascomycota; Eurotiomycetes; Eurotiales; Trichocomaceae. The coding region runs from base 1 to 1122 and encodes 373 amino acids. The transcript has 6 exons.